AUGGCAGAUGAAAAUAGUAUAGAAAAAUUGGCAUCCUUCAAUAAAAUAAAUCCUACUGGGUUUGAUGUGACAGUAAGUGCAUUACUGUUAGGUGUAGGUGGUGAAAAAUAUGUAGAUAUUUUCAAAAAAAAAAAUAUAAGUCAAUGUACAUUAACGGAAUUGACAAAUGAAGAUUUAAUUAAGUUAGGAAUUGAUGAUGCUAAUAUUAGAAAACAACUUCUUGAAGAAGUGAAAAACUUACCCUUAUAUGCAGAUACAUCAGCUGCAGUAUCUAUACUAAAUAACAAUCUGAACCCAAUAGAAAUAUUAGAAACUCUCGAAGAAAGCUCUCAACAUCUCUACAGAAUAUACUUGAGUGUUCUGGCCAACACAUUAGCAGUAAAAAAGACUAAACACAUAACUGAUUGUUUGAUUUACAAAGACAAAUAUGCAUCAGACAUAGCUAUAGCAACACUGAGUGAAAUCACAAACAUUUUAAACUCUAUGGACAUAGCUUUACAUACUCAAUUAAAGACAUUUACAAAGGAAAACAGUAGCAACAGAAGUAAGAAGAUAAUAGUUGGUACUCUUGGCAGUGCUGUGAUAGGUGUUUUGACAGUGUUUUUUGUGCGCUCAUUAAAAGACUUAAAGUAA
This is a messenger RNA of Chilo suppressalis (striped riceborer), 633 nucleotides long. The record is from the annotation of a GenBank genome assembly. Lineage: Eukaryota; Metazoa; Arthropoda; Insecta; Lepidoptera; Crambidae.